This is a messenger RNA of Styela clava, 4452 nucleotides long. NCBI's taxonomy places the organism in Eukaryota, Metazoa, Chordata, Ascidiacea, Stolidobranchia, Styelidae. The record is from RefSeq and is a predicted model, not a curated record.
UCUAUUUUACUUAUACAGUUUUAGUUAAAUCGACGAAUUCCUCGUCAAGUUGGAUUGUAAUAAUUUAGCAGACGACUUGUCAGGAAGAUUCUAAUAAUUAGUUUGUGAUCUCACAAUUUGACGACAACCAUAGCUUUUGUGACGUUAUAAUUGUCUAAGAUAUGUUAUAACAAUGGGUGUGGAUAUGUUUAAAGUGAGAAAGUUUCGUGUAACAGUAUUCGGAGCAAAGAAUCUCAGCAAAAGGGAUUUCUGCAGACUUCCAGAUCCAUUUGCAAAGAUAGAAGUGAAAGGAUCAGGACAAAGUUAUUCUUCUAAUAUAUGUAAAGCAACACUGGAUCCAAAAUGGAAUGAACAUUACGAUCUAUACGUCAGCAAGUCAGACAGUAUUGAAAUCUCAAUUUGGAAUCAGCGAAAAAUUCAUAAAAAGAAGGGUGGAGGCGGAUUCUUGGGAUGUAUCCGUAUCAUGUCAAAUGCGAUUGGUCGGUUGAAAGAUACUGGCCCGCAAAGACUCGACUUGUGUAAACGUCAAACGGAGGAAAACAACCAGGAGCCUAUAAGGGGUAAGGGUCAAAUUGUUGUUAGCAUCGUCAGUAGAGACCAUGAGGAUCGGAUUCCAUCAAAUGCAGUUCUUAAUGCGAGUAUGUUCACCAAUAACAAUCCAUUAGAUGGCGCUAAUAAUCUACCUGAUGGCUGGGAGGCUCGACCGACAGCAACAGGGAGGAUUCAAUAUGUGAAUCAUUAUACAAAAACAAUUCAAUUCGAACGGCCGACCCGACCUGCAGUUCCACACGGUCCGAUGAGAUCGGCAAGUGCAAUAGUAACCAACGGGAACCGGUCGUCAGGCUCGAAUUUACAACGACGAAGCAUGCCGCCAUCUAAUGGAAAUCGAUCAUCCAUGACAGAAACCUCAAUAAACUCUCUAAAUGGCGACGGAACACCAGACCGUCGUCGGGACUAUAUGACACGGAAUACUUUACACCGGGAUGGAGUCAUAGCCAUGCCCUUACCUGAGGGGUACGAACAAAGGACUACGCAACAGGGACAAGUGUAUUUCUUGCACACCCAGACAGGGGUAUCUACAUGGCACGACCCACGGAUACCCAGACAAUUAACGCAUAUAAAUGGGGAUGAUUUAGGGCAAUUACCCCCAGGGUGGGAAAUGCGGACUACGUCUACCGGUAGAGUCUAUUAUGUCGAUCACAGCAGUAGAACUACGCAGUUCACAGAUCCGAGAAUCAGUCAGUACAUUGAUCAACUACAGAAGAGAGGCAAUGGAAACGCCACAGAGGACAUGGAGAACGACCCUCAACUGCCAAAGUAUAAACGAGAUCUCGUGCAAAAAAUGAAAGUAUUAAGAAGUGAAUUAUUAACCCAACAACCUCAAACUGGCCACUGCAGAAUGGAAGUUUCAAGAACUGAAGUUUUUGAAGAUUCAUAUAGACAAGUAAUGAAAAUGCGACCAAAGGAGCUCAAAAAACGACUGAUGGUAAAGUUCAAAGGUGAAGAGGGUUUGGAUUACGGUGGAAUCGCGAGGGAAUGGCUUUAUCUUCUCUCCCAUGAGAUGUUGAACCCUUAUUAUGGAUUAUUUCAGUAUUCACGAGAAGACAUCUACACUCUUCAAAUCAAUCCUGAUUCUUCUAUAAAUCCGGAACAUUUGUCGUAUUUUCAUUUUGUCGGACGAAUUCUCGGGAUGGCAGUUUUUCAUGGCCAUUACCUCGAUGGGGGAUUCACGAUGCCUUUUUAUAAACAAUUGCUUGGGAAACCCCUAUCUUUGGAGGACAUGCAGCAGGUUGACCCAGAAUUGUAUACUUCAAUGCAUUGGAUAUUGACGAACGAUAUAACCGAUGUUCUCGAUCACACUUUUUGCGUAGAACAAGACUCAUUUGGGAAGCGAGUCGAGCAUGAAUUAAAACCUGGGGGUUCGGAAAUCGAAGUCUCAGAAGAUAAUAAGAAAGAAUACGUCCGACUUUAUGUUAAAUGGAGAUUUUUGAGAGGAAUUGAAGCCCAAUAUCUGUCACUUUCUAAGGGUUUCUAUGAGAUUGUCCCGCAACAUCUCCUGCGUCCAUUCGACGAACGAGAACUUGAACUGAUCAUCAGCGGUCUCGGAAAGAUUGACAUCAAGGAUUGGAAAAAAUAUACAAAAUAUAAGCAUUGUAACCAGGACUCAAAUAUUGUUAAAUGGUUCUGGAGAACGGUGGAAUCUUAUGAUGAAGAGAAACGUGCUAGGCUGCUCCAAUUUGUCACUGGUUCUGCUCGAGUUCCUCUGCAGGGAUUCAAAGGGUUACAAGGAUCAACAGGAACCCAAGGUCCAAGGUUGUUCACAAUCCAAUUCGUCGACUGUAAAACUGACUGCCUUCCUAAAGCUCAUACAUGUUUCAACCGCAUUGACAUCCCGAAUUACGAAAACUAUGACAAACUUCGAGACAAAAUCACAUGCGCGAUUGAAAACACUUGCGGAUUCUUCACAGAAUAAAAAAGCAAUGAAGCAAAACGUCUUCAAGUGGCGGAAUCAGCUGCAACUAUCGCACCAAUCUCAAUAUUUAAACUGUGUGAAUAAGCUGAAAAUACUUGCCGCUAGAGUAAUAUGGAUCUAGAUGAGGAGGGAGCGUCGAACUAAAAAACUAUAAAAAAAGCUGCUAGGCUUUGUGUUCCUCCCUAACUAAACGAUAAUUAUAUAUGGAGAUAUAGACCAGAACACAUACCAAUCUAAAAAAGCAGUAGAUGCCUGCGUACCAGUCUUGUUUUCAGUGAAAGUGCCAUAUUAUAAAAAUGAACCAAGUGAAAGGGGCAACAUGGUCUCUUAGAGCAGGGGUGUGCAACCUUUUUUAUUGGCGGGCCAAAUACAAGUAACUGGGUGAAGCCGCGUGCCGCACCUUUAUUUAAUUUAGGCUUUCUGGUAGUUGCAAGCACAAAAAUUGCCUAUAUUUGCUAUUGAUCUUACGGCAAUAUUAGGGGUUCUUGCAGAAAUAGUAGAUUUAAGACGCAUAAACAUCUGAAGAAACUGGUAACUGCUGACUUCAAACGAAUGCAGUGGGAAACACGUUUUUGUAAUAUAAAUCGUGUAUUUUGCCACAGAAUUUUGCUAGCUUGUUUUGCUAAUAUGACUGGUAUUUGGCUUUGCGACGAAAAAGAAUAAAUACUCGUUUUGCGGGUACACCAUUCGAAAUUGUUAUUUCUCCGUGGGCCGCAGUUUGCACACCCCUGUCUUAGAGUUGUCAUUUUUCAAAAACUUCGAUAUUUACAAUCUGCUGCUCGAAUGUAUUAACGUUUUAAGAUUCCACACUGGUUUAGAAGUAAAUGGGGUUGUUCCUUGAAACUUUCCUAUCCAUACUCUUCCCACUUUUAGUUGAGGGAUCAAGACCAUGUUUUGAGCAAACUCUCAAUUCUUUUAUCAGUAUAGUACUUGAAAGCAAAAUCUAACACAGGCCUUGAAGCCUUUCUGCACGACUGCUCUUAUUUAUUUAAUACAUAAUUCUGAUUUCGCCGAAAAUUUGUCUUAUUUUUCAUAUUUUUUUUGUUAUUUUUGAGUCUAAAAGUGGGUCAUUGUUGAUACUUUCAGAUGAUUUCUGAUAUGAAGCAUUUGCUAGUAUUUGUCACCUCUGAGUGUUUUUCGCCUGUUAAGGCAAUAUUUAUGGUUUUGUUAAUUGAAUAAAAUCUCAUGCACAGAUGUCCUAUGAAUGUCAGCUUGUGUAAGGCAUAUUUUGGAGUGAAAACUAAAUUAAAAGCUGAAAUUUUUCAUCUUCAUCUCUAAACAGUUCUCUGCACAAGAAGCUGUUUGAAGCGACUAGUAAUUUAUCCUCAAGCCUGACCCCCCCUCCCCCCCACUCGUAAUUUAAACUGAAUAGAUAAUUUAUUCUAAUGCAUGGAUGUCUGCUUUUUACAGUAAUAGCAGCUCUAAUUUAUGACUAGCUGCUUGUCUGGGCCUACCACGUGAAUACCUUAAUAAAUACAAUUCAAUUUCGUAACCCAGGCAUUGAUUGUAUUUGUAUAAACCUAUUUUAUUUAUUUUUUUGUUUUUAAUUCUCUUUGUUUUAUUAUAUUUCAUUUUCAUAGUACUUUUGUGACAUCAGCUUGUAAUAUUGUAUUUGUGUUGGUGCGUCUGGUUAAAUGCAGCUCGAUUAUUUUACCUCUUUGGGAUUUGGAUGUUGCGUUAAAAAAGUGCUCGUGAGAUAUUUAUAAUUAAAACUCGGUUAUCGGUCGAUUAAUCAAACUUGUCAAGCCACAACGCCUUUUUAGAAUUUGUUUACAAUUCACCCCACCUCAAAAAUAACUACCGUAGCUCACGAAAAACUACUAAUAACAGAUAGUAAGGCGAAAGUAUGUUUUAUUUAUAAAGCGCGUUGAAAAUAGAAUGGAAUCGCAAUCUCUAAACAAUAAAAAUACCCAAAAAUAAGGCGGACAAGACAUCGUUUGAGAUUCACUGAUAUCUGAAAUAUAUAAAAUUAAAACUCA